This is a messenger RNA of Prunus armeniaca (apricot), 270 nucleotides long. The record is from the annotation of a GenBank genome assembly. NCBI's taxonomy places the organism in Eukaryota, Viridiplantae, Streptophyta, Magnoliopsida, Rosales, Rosaceae.
AUGGCAGCAACCUCCGACGUUUGUGUGAGCUUGAACCUCCUAAUAGACACAAAGAGCCACAAAAUUUUGUUUGCUGAAGUGAGCAAAGAAGUUGCUGAUUUUUUCUUCCCUUUGCUUGCUGUCUUUGCAUGUUGGCACCGCAAGCUCUACGCAAGCCUUGAAAAUCUUAGCUACACAUACUUGCAACCUAAUCUCAACAAGAACACCCUGCUCAGACCCAAGUCAGUUGUUGCUGAAGUCGGCGGCAUGAACAUUUUGGAGCCACUCUGA